GGCUGGGGCGGACAGCCUGCGGGAUGGAGGCGACUUUGGAGCAGCAUUUGGAGGACACAAUGAAGAAUCCAUCCAUUGUUGGAGUCCUAUGCACAGAUUCACAAGGACUUAAUCUGGGCUGCCAUGGCACCCUGUCCGAUGAGCAUGCUGGAGUGAUAUCUGUUCUAGCCCAGCAGGCAGCUAAGCUAACCUCUGACCCCACCGACAUCCCUGUGGUUUGUUUAGAAUCAGAUAAUGGGAACAUUAUGAUCCAGAAACACGAUGGCAUCACAGUGGCUGUGCACAAAAUGGCCUCUUGACAUCUGAUGCCCGCUCUCUCUCCAGUGACCUCUCACCGGGAUUCAGUCAUGCCUGUCUCAGUUCACUUAUAAAACUAUUAAAGUUCCAGAAACGGACCAUUCACUUAAUGUCUAAUGUGGACUCCCUUAUUUAUAUAACAGCCAGUUAUCAAGACAUCAGUUAGAGAGGAGCAUGAUGGCCUUGUUUGGGCUUUUGUCACUCUGUUCUUGGUGACAGUCACUGUAGUCCAGGAUCACAGCCCAUCGUGGACUAGAACUAUGUAGCGCAGGCUGACUUCAAAUUAUGGUUUUCCUGCUUCAAACUCCUACAUCCUGGGAUUAUAGCAUUUGUCACUAAGGUCUAGGUCACUUUGUAUAUAGAACUUCAUUGUGGUCAAUAAACCUUCUGAGGAAAAAAAAAAA
Mus pahari (shrew mouse) is the source of this 701-nucleotide messenger RNA. Its product is annotated as ragulator complex protein LAMTOR5. Gene Ontology annotation, molecular function: guanyl-nucleotide exchange factor activity. Lineage: Eukaryota; Metazoa; Chordata; Mammalia; Rodentia; Muridae. The transcript has a single exon. The record is from RefSeq and is a predicted model, not a curated record. Gene Ontology annotation, biological process: positive regulation of TORC1 signaling; cellular response to amino acid stimulus. Gene Ontology annotation, cellular component: cytoplasm; lysosome; Ragulator complex. The coding region runs from base 24 to 299 and encodes 91 amino acids.